Bipolaris maydis ATCC 48331 is the source of this 1071-nucleotide messenger RNA. RefSeq lists its product as uncharacterized. NCBI's taxonomy places the organism in Eukaryota, Fungi, Ascomycota, Dothideomycetes, Pleosporales, Pleosporaceae. The record is from RefSeq and is a predicted model, not a curated record.
AUGGUUGGCAUUUCUGAAGAAUACGGUGGCCCGGGCAUGGAGAAUUUUGAUGUCUAUCGAAACCUGGGUCUAAGUCCGUAUGAAAUACGCAUUAACAACGUAGACCACUUGAAGUGGGCCGCAAAAAAAGCUGGAUUUUUGGUACAUCACGAUCGUUUGAUGAGGCACCACGCCAACAAACCUCAAGAUGUCGACUUAGGCACCCUCAAUGGUCUUGUGAGCUAUAUUUCAGAACUGGAGACGCAAGAACAACACCUUGCUAUUGAAGAGCUUAACAACCGCGCUCGGGCUGACUGGCGAAGUACCUGGAGUGUCAAAGACAAGAUUGGCGACUGGCGCCCACACAAGCCCCAUAUUGACGCAUCAGCUAUGGCUAGGAUUUGCAGCAAAUUUGCUCGGUAUAGGGCUGAUUCGUCACCAGAUUCGACUGAGGAUAGUCGUCCCCGCAAACAGUCGCCCUGCUCACCGGAGCGCCACCACCAGAAAAACACGCAUUCGCACCCGGUCUCUUCUCAUUUUGCACAUUCCGGAAGUAAGGAAGACCCCAUACUUGUCAGCAGUGAUAUCGAGGACGGCUAUGCAAAUCCCCGCUCUAUGCCAUCGCUACCCGCCGGCCCUCGAUACCAGCUCGAUCGGUUUCAGGAUCACCUGAAGAGCACAGGCAGCCGUGCGACAUUCGAAUACAAACUAGAGCUAGAGAAUUUGUUGGAACUUGGUCGCCAGGUUCAGCGACUGAAGACCAAUCAAUACAGUUCAGAUCCCAAUGUCGCAAUUGGUGUAGUACGAAGGGUUGGCAACUCUGACCACAAUGUCAUCCCAGAGUACUUGGUGACGGCCAGAUUGCCUUCAUAUCCCAACAAAAAUGUCGAGAGCCUGAUGGUAAGGGUAUGGAGUCUUGAUAUUUGCAUGAAGAAGUUGCCACCAUGGGGUGAACGGAACCAGAGUGUCAUUGAUCGGGAGGAUUUCUCCUCACUGGGUUACCAGUUUUAUCCCUUCAACUUGUGGUCGGAUAAUCAACUUAUUCAGUACUUGCAAGAUGUCAGAGCACAACGUAACUCUGGUUCAUGCUAG